Fusarium oxysporum Fo47 is the source of this 839-nucleotide messenger RNA. RefSeq lists its product as uncharacterized. Bases 212 to 754 code for a protein of 180 amino acids. The transcript has a single exon. NCBI's taxonomy places the organism in Eukaryota, Fungi, Ascomycota, Sordariomycetes, Hypocreales, Nectriaceae. The record is from RefSeq and is a predicted model, not a curated record.
GCAGUGACUCUCUUUAGUCUCAUGUAUCCUGUAGGAUUCAGAUCACGACUAUGGGAGAACGGUGGCGAACAAGGAUGGAACUCCAAUCCUAAUAAGCGGAUUUACUAUUACGCCAACCAUCAAGAGCCACCCGAAGUGCCUCUGAUUUGGAGUCAAAGGUACGAUAUCCCAAGACUUGAUACUCUAAGGCAUUUUGAUAGGAAGCGUACUGAUGUUAAGCGUCUCUAGACUCUAUACCUCGAACCUCGCCAUCGCCAUUCUUGGGAUAGUCGUCUUCUUCGCCCGCACCGCCAUGUCACAUCUUCGAUACCUCCCCCGCUACGUAAAUAACAUCUACGAUACGAUCCUUCUCGCGCUCUGGGCAGUGAGCAUUGCGGGUCAAACGUCGAGCGACUUUACCGAUCCUGAACACCCAAGUCCACAUCCUUGGUACCUAACCAGAGGGUGCUCUGCGGCUUGGGACAAAACCCAAGGGUAUUGCCAAAUCGCACAGGCGAGCUUUGCCAUGUCAGUCAUAGCUGCGAUACUAUAUGGUGCGAGGUUGAUACGAGAGGCUAUGUUGAUAGCAUACGAAAGAGGGCAGCGUCACCAGUCGAAGUGGCCUGUCCAGGAUGUUCAAGAGGUGGAAUCAAUGGCGGGUGUAUAUGUGGAUGAAGAAGGGGAAUUCGAGGCCAAGUUAACAACAAAAGAAGGCUGGCAUAGUAUGGCUUUGAGUCCAGUUCUAGCAUUCUUCCCAUCCUCAGACAAUCGUUAGUAGAGAUAGAUCUGCUGGCCCAGUUGGAAACAGGCCACCAGCGGAGUUUGGGAUAGCACAUUCACAAUACAAGCAUGAUACAUCA